CGCCCCGGUUCUAUAACCGGGCCCGACGGCUCCAGCUCUGCCUGUUUCUGGGAGUUAAACUUCCCAAACAAGGCACUUUACGCCCAAAAAACCCAAAAACCUCCCACUUCUUUCCCAGGUUGCGUUCCGCCGGGGUCGCCCCGCCAUGCAGCACAGCUCCAUCCACUGGUUUCGGAAAGGUCUCCGGCUGCACGACAACCCAGCACUGCUGGCAGCAGCCACCGGCUGCCACCGCCUUCAUCCCCUCUUCAUCCUCCAUCCCUCCAGCAGCCGGGCAGGCGCCAAUGCCCGCCGGUUCCUCCUGGAGGCCCUGCAGGAUUUGGACAGUAGCCUACAGAAAAUAGGCUCCAGGCUGUUCGUGGCACGGGGCUGCCCCGAGGAGGUUCUCCCCCGUCUCUUCCGUGCCUGGGGGACGACACGGCUGACCUUCGAGGUAGACACCGAACCCCUCACCCGCCAGAGUGAUGCCACUGUGGCUGAGUUGGCAGCCCAGCACGGCGUGGAGGUGAUCCGGGAGGUGUCCCACACCCUCUACGACACUGAGAGAGUCCUUGCCCUGAACAAUGGCAAAGCCCCCCUGACCUACAAGCACCUGCAGAGCCUCCUGGCAUCCCUUGGACCUCCAGAGAAGCCAGCCCCUGCGCUCACCCAGGAGCACCUCCAGGGCUGCUUCACCCCAUGCCAGGCCAGCCACGACAUCAACUACGGGAUCCCCACCUUGGAGGAGCUGGGCCACGACCCCACUGAAGUGGGUCCUCAGCUCUACCCUGGCGGGGAGACAGCCGCGCUUGCCCGGCUCGACAUGUUCAUGGAGAGGACAGCCUGGGUGUGCAGCUUCAGGAAGCCUGAGACAGAGCCCACCUCGCUGCGCCCCAGCACCACCGUCCUCAGCCCCUACCUCACGCUUGGCUGUCUGUCGGUCCGCACCUUCUGGUGGCGGAUUGAAGAGGUCUACCAGAGGCAGCGGGAGCACUCCCAGCCCCCCGUCUCCUUGCACGGGCAGCUCCUUUGGAGGGAGUUUUUCUACACCGCGGGCGCCAGCAUUCCCAACUUCGACCGGAUGGUUGGCAACCCCGUCUGCCUACAGGUCGACUGGGAUGACAACCCCCAGCACCUCUGCGCCUGGAGGGAGGGCCGGACAGGUUACCCCUUCAUCGACGCCAUCAUGACCCAGCUGCGCACCGAGGGCUGGAUCCACCACCUCGCCCGGCACGCUGUUGCCUGCUUCCUCACCCGCGGGGACCUCUGGAUCUCUUGGGAAGAAGGGCUGAAGGUCUUUGAGGAGCUCCUGCUAGACGCUGACUGGUCCCUCAACGCCGGCAACUGGCUGUGGCUGUCGGGCAGCGCCUUUUUCCACCGGUAUUUCCAUGUCUAUUCACCCAUCGCCUUUGGCAAGAAGACAGACCGGGAUGGGGCGUACAUCCGAAAAUACCUCCCCAUCCUCAAGGAUUUCCCUGCCGAGUACAUCUACGAGCCCUGGAAGGCACCACAGGCUGUGCAGGAGCGCGCGGGCUGCCUGGUGGGCACCCACUACCCCCAGCCUAUUGUGGAGCACGGGGUGGCCAGAGAGAGGAACCUGGGGCGCAUGAAGGCAGCCCGUGCCUGGAGAGGUAAAAAAUCCCCCAAGGGGGGCCAAGCUCCCCCCACAGCCCUGCUGCCACCCCAGCUGCCUUCCUGCCCUCUAGGCACCAAGCGGAAAGCACCAACCAGGCCCUUGGUGGCCAGAUCACCAAGGAAAAAGCCCAAGGCUGAGCAGCGCUGAGCUCCACAGGGAUCAGGCAUCACUUGUCCUGUUUCCAUUCAGCUGCCUCACAUUAAUCCCUUACCCUUCCCUGCUCCGAGACCAACUUUGCUGCUGCUGUCACCACCUGAAAUAUCAAGUCCCCACCCGAGGACGAACCCUGAUGGAGGGCAAGUCAGCCCCAACUGGCAACCCCUGAGCUGCUGGACCAUGGUCCAGAGGGUGAACAUCCCCGCACAAACCCAAGCUCUGAAGGGCAACACCCCACUGCACCGACCUCACCCCUGCCUUAGCUAUAACAUCAUUAUUAAAUGCAAUAGAGUAAUUAAGCAAGCACAGCAUGAUUCACACCUCUUGACCCA
Molecule: messenger RNA, 2103 nt
Organism: Apus apus (common swift)
Lineage: Eukaryota; Metazoa; Chordata; Aves; Apodiformes; Apodidae
Product: cryptochrome-2-like
Exons: 9
Coding region: 146-1762 (538 amino acids)
Biological process (GO): entrainment of circadian clock by photoperiod; circadian regulation of gene expression
Cellular component (GO): cytoplasm; nucleus
Molecular function (GO): DNA binding; FAD binding
Source: RefSeq, a predicted model, not a curated record